Molecule: messenger RNA, 979 nt
Organism: Eimeria maxima
Lineage: Eukaryota; Apicomplexa; Conoidasida; Eucoccidiorida; Eimeriidae
Product: tRNA (guanine-N1)-methyltransferase domain containing protein, putative
Exons: 1
Source: RefSeq, a predicted model, not a curated record
AUGUUGCCCCUAUCUCUCACCUCAGAACUCCUCAGUGACGCACAAAGCCUUGACCAGAUUUUCAGCACACGCGCUGCAGACUGCGAGACCCACGAAGGCGGCCCCGGAUGGCAGCCGCCCCACGAGCAGCACCCAGAGGGGGAGCAGGAAGGGCAGACGGACGAAGCAGCAGCUGCUGCUGCAGAAGCGGAAGCAGCAGCAGCAGCGGCGGCGGCUGCAGAAGCAGCAGCAGCAGCGCUGGUCGACUCUCCAACUGUUGCAAAGACCCCCAGCUGCUCAACUCCAGAGGAGGGGCCGCCUCCCCUCAAGAAGUUGGCGACAGAGCAGACGUCUGCAGCGCCAAAAGAGAUUCCCCUGCAACAGGAGGAGGGAGGGGAACGUCAGCAGCAGGGGGAAGAAGCAAAGCAACAACCGCAAGGGAAGGCGGCAGCUGUCCCGAGGGCACCCCCGUCAAACCCUUCAAGCCUCCCGCCCCUACUGCCGCUGCCACCCAGUCCUCUGCUGCACCACUACGGUGCUCUGAACCAUCAGCAGCAGCAGCCGCCGCCACCACCACCGCCACAUCAGCUGAGCAGCAACAGCAAGGGCCGAGCUGCUCUGCCUGCUUUGCUGGGGACGCUGACGCCGCAGCCCCCUGCAGCAGCAGCAGCAUCAGGAUGUGCAGGAGGGAUCCUCCCCAGCCCAGGCCGGGGGCGGCUGCUGCCUGCCGCUGCAGCGGCGCAAGCAGCAAGCAAGAAGCCUUCUCUAAUGGGGCCUGCCCCCGGGCAUCUAAUCGGUUUCCCGAAGCCGCCCCCAGCACCCCCAACCACGCCUCCUCCUCCUCCCCUCCUUCCUAUGGCGCCCCCGCAUUACUCCCAGCCUCAGCAACCGCUGCAGCAGCAGGGCUUUGCAGGGUCUCUGCCGCCCUUGCUGCCGACCCCUGUGCGGCCCCCUGUCGUUGCGCCGCCUCCCCCCCCACCGCCCCCCCCAGAACCAGCCA